UAUUAUUAAUAUAUAAUAAAACACGGCCUUCUCAGAAAAUUACGAGCAAAUAAAAUAAUGAUUGACCCACGCCCAAUUUGCUCACUUUUUUCCCAAUUGGCCCCUCUCAUGAAAAUUCUAUAAAUCACUAUCUUUCGUUUCUUCUUCUUCUUGUCUAUUAAAAGGAGUGGACAUACAGAGUUUUAGCAUAGCUUCCCAUAUUAUUAUCCACACACACCUUACAAAUUACCAAAAAUACUAAUAUCUAUCUUCUUUCAUUUUGAUGAUCUAAUCUCAAUAAUAGCUAAUCCUUCCUGUUUUAUAGAUUAAAUACGGAUUAAUACUCUCUCCAUAACGGCCCUAAUUUGCAGCUCUAUUCUUGUAUAUCUUCUUUAGGAAGAAUAGAGAAAAGGGUGUUUUUUUAUUUGUAGAGUUAUCUCGAUAUGGCAAUGACAAAGACCUUAUCUAUGAUCUCAAGAACGGGAAGAGACUUGCAGAGAUACAAUGAUGGAUGUCGUCAAGUUGUUGGAUGCAUUCCGUACAGAUAUAGAAAAACAAACCAAUCAUGUACAGUGAAAGGGACCCAAAUUGAUGAUUUGGAGUUUCUAUUGAUCAGCUCGCAGAAGAGUCCAAGAUGGAUGUUCCCUAAGGGUGGUUGGGAAACUGAUGAGGCAUUAGAAGAUGCAGCUUUAAGGGAGACUUUUGAGGAAUCAGGUGUAAUUGGUGAUGUUGAGGUUCAGGAGUUUUUAGGUACUUGGAGUUUUAAGAGCAAAAGCCAAGGGACAUUUCAUGAGGGACACAUGUUUCCUUUGCUAGUUACAGAAGAACUAGAUGAUUGGCCUGAGAAAACUGUCCGAAAACGGCUAUGGUUGAAAUUUAGUGAAGCAAGAGAAGUAUGUUGGCAUUCGUGGAUGAAGGAAGCUUUAGAUGUCUUUGCUUCUAAGCUCACAAAGAUAACUAAAGACAACGAGCCUCAGACAUGCCCUUUCGAUGAAUUGUCCUAUGAACAGACAGUUGCUGCUGUAUCGAAUUCGAACACAAUGUUUUUUGAAGAACCAAGAAUCAACAUUGAAGCUAAUGAUUUGACCUGUGAAGAGCUGAGAAUUAGCCUUGUAGCUAAGCCUUCUCUAGGUAAGCUAUUGUUCAAUGAAGAACCAAGGCGAAAGCCGUUUUUCAAUGAAAUUAGUAAUGUAGCCAACUCAAUGUUCAGUGAAGAAGCAACAAUGACCACCAAAACCAAGAAGAUGUUCAAUGAAAAAUUGGGAAGCAUAAGCAUUGCUGCUUUCAGCUAGCAAACAAGUGAAGGAAGAAACCCCCAAGACUUCUAAGAACCGAGAAUAAUGAACCAGGGAGGCCUCCUAUCCAGUAGAAUUCUCGACGAGUUGGAAGCCAAGAACAGCAUAGCAUAAAGCAGAAAGAAAGAAACUUGGAAUCCGGUUGAUAGAAAUUUUGAUGACUAAAAGUGCAGGAAUUGGCAUUGUUGUCCAUAAUUUGUUACUUUAACCAGAUAAGAAAUCCGAAUUAACCUUGUUUUAGAUGAUUCUAAGAGGAACUAAUCCAGUUUCUCAAACUCCAGACAUAGGUUAUGCUUGACAGAGAGAUUUAGAGGCUAAAUUGCUAAAGUUUCUAACUUCAUUCCUUAAUUCUUUUGUUAUUAGUUAGCUUUCGUUCUUAGUCGAAAAAACGUACAUGAUCAUUUAGUUAAUGUGAGGAACACCAAAAUUGAACAAAAAGAAUUGUCUAUUUCGUUUGGAACUAUACAUUCUCUAGUUGUUGGCACAACCCUAUUUAUUCAAUAAUUGAACUAUAAAGUAAUGGAUAUCAAGUUCUUGA
This is a messenger RNA of Capsicum annuum, 1812 nucleotides long. RefSeq names its product nudix hydrolase 18, mitochondrial. The transcript is spliced from 4 exons. Gene Ontology annotation, cellular component: nucleus; cytoplasm. Bases 423 to 1271 code for a protein of 282 amino acids. The record is from RefSeq and is a predicted model, not a curated record. Gene Ontology annotation, molecular function: pyrophosphatase activity. NCBI's taxonomy places the organism in Eukaryota, Viridiplantae, Streptophyta, Magnoliopsida, Solanales, Solanaceae.